UUCAAAAGCUAAUUAAUAUUGGUAUUCAGAUUCACGACGGAGACAUCUCCUCGUCUCUUCGUUUCUCCGAGACUGUUUGUCGUUCGUAUCGUGCACCUGUUCAAUGCACUCGUUCGGUUAGACGAACAGUCGAGAGGCGAGCAUUAUGAUCCGGAAGAACACGAUUAAUCGCACGUUGAAAUUUAUGUUUAUUCUGUUCGGUAUUUGGCCAGGCAUGUCAGGCGUUCUGCUCUGCAGGGUAUUUUGGGUCGUCUCAUUAGUGUUCGUCGGGUACUGUCAUUAUCAUUAUUUUGUGACUCACAUAUAUACCGCUGAGCUUCUCGAUCUGAUGGACUGUUUGUGCAGCUUUUUGGCGUAUAUCAAAGUGUUAAUAAAGUUUAUCAUGUUUUGGCUGAAUCAACAAAACUUCGUCGAAAUCUUGUCGAUGAUGUCGGACGAUUGGGACGAGUGCGCCAAGAGCGAUACGGAAUUUCGCGAGGCGGAAUGCAAGGCGAAAACAUCGGAUCGUAUCAUGAACUCGAUAGUCGUACUUCACACGAUGACGAUCAUCGCGUAUUGCACCGGCGUUAUCCUGGACGACGUCGACGUCACAGACCACACGACGGAGCUACCCUAUGUCAACAAGUUAGACAUCCCAUUCGACGUUAACACGCAACUCGUAUACAGAGCUGUAUUAAUCAUCGAAUUCUUGUAUAUGAUUAUGUGCGGAUGGGCAGCCGGCGUGACGAACGCAUUGCUAUUGAGUCUGACGUUACACGCCGCCGGCCAGAUAGACAUUCUACGUAACUGGUUCACACAACUUGUGCCUCACGCAAAUGAGAACAAGCACAAAUCGAUCGACGUUACGCUGAACCAGAUCAUAAAGAAGCAUCAGAAAAUCAUCUACUUUUCGGAAAGUAUCGAGAGCCUCUACACGCACGUCGCGUUCCUACAGUUCGGGUCGAACAUGAUAAUGAUUUGUUCGUUGGGCUUUCUUAUCGUAACGGCGAUUGGCAGCCCCAACGCGGUAGAACAGAUAGUUCGGUCUCUUUUGUUUUAUACUAUAACAAAUCUGGAAGCGUUUAUAUUUUGCUUCGCCGGAGAAUAUCUGAGCAAUAAGAGCAAACUGAUCGGUAUCGCAGCGUACAACACCGCGUGGUACAACAUGGAGCCUAAAGACGGUCGUGUUCUGUUCUUUGUUAUAAUGCGAUCGCAGAGGCAAUUGACGCUCACAGCUGGAAAGAUGACAGAUCUCUCCUUAGAAACCUUUGCGAGUACGUUACACGUAGCCGGUCAGAUGGAGAUUCUACGCAAAUGGUUCACGCAACUUAUAUCUCACACGAAUGAAGAUAAACACGAAUCGAUCAACGUCACCCUGAACCAGAUUAUACAGAAACAUCAGAAAAUCAUCAACUUUUCGAAAAAUAUUAAUAAUCUCUACACGCAAAUCGCGUUCCUGCAGUUUGCGUCAAACACGAUAAUGAUUUGUUCGUUGGGCUUUCUUAUCGUAAAGGCGAUUGGCAGCCCCAACGUAGUAGAGCAGAUAAUGCGGUCUAUUUUGUUCUACACUAUAACAAAUCUCGAAGCGUUUAUAUUUUGUUUCGCCGGGGAAUACCUGAGCAAUAAGAGCAAGCUGAUCGGCAGCGCGGCGUACAACACCGAGUGGUACAAAUUAAAGCCCACAGACUGUCGUAUUCUGUUGUUUAUUAUACUGCGAUCGCAGAAGCAAUUAACGCUCACUGCUGGGAAGAUGACGGAACUCUCCUUAAAAUCCUUCGCAAGUACGUUACACGCAGCGGGUCAGAUGGAGAUUCUACGCAAAUGGUUUACGCAACUCAUACCUCGCGCGAAUGAAGAUAAACACAAAUCGACCAACGUCACACUGAACCAAAUCAUACAGAAACAUCAGAAAAUCAUCAACUUUUCAAAAAAUAUCAACAAUCUCUACACGCAAAUCGCGUUCCUGCAGUUUGCGUCAAACACAUUAAUGAUUUGUUCGUUGGGCUUUCUUAUCGUAAAGGCGAUUGGCAGCCCCAACGUAGUAGAGCAGAUAAUGCGGUCUAUUUUGUUCUACACUAUAACAAAUCUCGAAGCGUUUAUAUUUUGUUUCGCCGGGGAAUACCUGAGCAAUAAGAGCAAGCUGAUCGGCAGCGCGGCGUACAACACCGAGUGGUACAAAUUAAAGCCCACAGACUGUCGUAUUCUGUUGUUUAUUAUACUGCGAUCGCAGAAGCAAUUAACGCUCACUGCUGGGAAGAUGACGGAACUCUCCUUACAAUCCUUCGCAAGUAUCAUGAAUGCUUCUGGAUCGUACUUGUCCGUGCUGUUGGCGAUGCAAUGAAAGAUCAGAAUGGCUGGCCGAUAUUUUUUUUUUUUAUAAACUGUAGUAGUAGAAGAACAUCGAGUUACUAGUAAAUCACUAAUUAUAAAAUCGCACAUUUUAUAGCAAACGGCAUACGUUUUAAAAAAUAUAGAUAAAAUACAAACAAUCAUCCAAGAGUCGUUCUUCCUGAAACACAUCAAAAUAUAUACCGCGCUUCAUAGCCAACACGAAGAAGCACAUGAAUAUUUUCUCGGUGCGUGUUACAAAUGGCAAAGUCACCAUAAAUUCGAGUUCAACGCGACUGAUGAUAUAUCGCACUUUAGAGUCUCUCGCAAG
Messenger RNA from Odontomachus brunneus, 2638 nucleotides. RefSeq lists its product as uncharacterized. Gene Ontology annotation, cellular component: plasma membrane. NCBI's taxonomy places the organism in Eukaryota, Metazoa, Arthropoda, Insecta, Hymenoptera, Formicidae. Gene Ontology annotation, molecular function: odorant binding; olfactory receptor activity. The coding region runs from base 146 to 2320 and encodes 724 amino acids. The record is from RefSeq and is a predicted model, not a curated record. Gene Ontology annotation, biological process: detection of chemical stimulus involved in sensory perception of smell; sensory perception of smell. The transcript has 12 exons.